GCCGCGGGGCCGCGCAGGGCGCAGUCCUGGCGGCGGCAGCUCGCGACGCAGCAGAAGUUUCAUUUAGAGUCUCGAGACUUUUCCCACCGGAAGUGGUGAUCGGACCAUCGAUCAGCGACCACAGAACCGAUCAGUCCACCCUGAACCGAUCACCGGGAAAAGGUUUUGAUUCUGAGUCCAAAAGAAGGAAUUUCUCUGUUUCCUGUUUGCUCCCAGAUUUUAAUGAAGAUGGAGACCUGUUCCUCUGGGUUCUACAGCGCCCCCUUCAGGACUCAGGAGGUUCCUCUGGGUUUGGACCUGGGUCUUCAUGAGUUUCCCGGUGAAGACCCGGGUCUUCUGUUGGACUGGCCCGGUUCGGGGCAGCAGCUGGUCUUCGCAGAACCGAACAAACCGUCGCUUCAGUACGACGUCAAAGUGUCCUCCAGUGACGGCGUCCUCUUCAACCUGGACUCGUUCCAGGACUUCAGCUGCUGGACGUCCGUCCCCCUCGAUCCUACUCAGACCAGAUACCAGGACCCCCUCCGGUCCUACCGGGACCCCCCCCAGUCCUACCAUGACCCCCUCCAGUCCUACCCGGGCGGAGCCUUCAGCCCGGGCCUGGACGGCGGGCUCAGCCCCUUCCCGGGCGGCGGCGGCGGCGGCGGAUCUCACGCCCUGCCAGGUGAGCCGGACCAGACGUACUGCUCUUCCUCCUCCUCCUCCUCUUCCUCCUCCUUUUGGCAUGAGGCCCCGCCCCCCAGCUUCUCGGCCCCGCCCCCCCCUCCGGAGCCGUUCUGCCCCCGGGUGGCCAAACGGCGGACCCCGGCCCUGCAGAGGCCCGAGAGGGAGGCGGGGGGCAGCGGCAUGUCGGCCUAUCCAGGCUCCGGGCCCAUCCAGCUGUGGCAGUUCCUGCUGGAGCUGCUGCUGGACGCGUCCUGCCACGCCUUCAUCUGCUGGACGGGGGACGGCUGGGAGUUCAAGAUGUCCGACCCCGCCGAGGUGGCCCGGCGCUGGGGUCGCUGUAAGAACAAGCCGAAGAUGAACUACGAGAAGCUGAGCCGCGGCCUGCGGUACUACUACCACAAGAACAUCAUCCACAAGACGGCGGGGAAGCGCUACGUGUACCGCUUCGUCUGCGACCUGCAGGGCAUGCUGGGAAAGACGGCGCGGGAGGUGCUGGGCGGCCCGGGCCCGGCGCCGGGCGGCGAGGCGGAGGCGGAGCGCGGCGGACAGACGUGGACGGCGCCGUAGGGACAGCGUUAUGAAGAACGGUGGACAGACGGAGACACGUCCUGCAACCGGCCGGUCCCUCCGAGACCCGCCCAGACCGGGUCAGGGUCUGGGCGGGUUCAGAGUCUGGGUCUAGAUUACAGAUUACUGGUUCUAGGUGUUCCACUGCAGACUCCAGGUUCAGGUCCAGAUCAGGUCCAGGUCCAGGUCCAGUACUGGCUCCUCCAGGUGAACCUGGACCAGCAGCCUCUGUUUUCUCUUUCUGCACUUUGUGAAGUUUGUGUACUUUGUGUACUUUGUGUUUUCUGUUGUUUUGUUUUUUCACGUUGAGCUCAUGUUGACCUUUGACCUCAGAACGGUUCAAAGCAGGAAGUUUUGACACGAGAUUAUUUUUUGUAAAUAAAGUAAAAC
Molecule: messenger RNA, 1620 nt
Organism: Salarias fasciatus (jewelled blenny)
Lineage: Eukaryota; Metazoa; Chordata; Actinopteri; Blenniiformes; Blenniidae
Gene: etsrp
Product: ETS1-related protein
Exons: 9
Coding region: 223-1230 (335 amino acids)
Biological process (GO): regulation of transcription by RNA polymerase II; cell differentiation
Cellular component (GO): nucleus
Molecular function (GO): sequence-specific DNA binding; DNA-binding transcription factor activity, RNA polymerase II-specific
Source: RefSeq, a predicted model, not a curated record